AUGCAGCCUCCUCGAACAGGUACUGCGUUCCGCGUCCGCCGCCCAUCGUCGCUCUUCAAAGAAAGUCUUGGUGGAAGUAUCGCAAGGAGGCUUACAAGGCCUAUCGUCAAACCAUUGCUCAAGGAAGAGCUCAUGGAUACCCUCCAAGUCGGUCUCUUGAUCGAGGAUUUCGUCUAUCGCAUCUGGGGAUUCCAUCCUGAUCGCCUCCAAUGGGAGAAGUUCUUUAAGGACCUGCAGCUUGAUAAGACACUGGUUGAAGCAUAUAAGGCUACGUUCCAGCACGCCGAGAGAUACCGAUAUGCUCCCUUUGCGAGGCUCAUUGACUCAAUCGUGGCCAAGCUCGUUGAGGUGCUGAAGCUGGAGUCGCCUUUGCCCGUUUCGUUCGAGCCGCUUGGAUCGACUUACAUCCGAAGCGACAGGAGCAACCGGAAACCGGAUAUGGGAAUCAUCGGGAAACAAGCAGUGGAAGAGUAUCGAUUGGCGCAGGACGGCCCUGACAAGCAUUCAAAAGCCCAACUUCGAUGGGAAAUAGUCCCGUGCUUCAUGGAAUUCAAGAGGUUUCUCCCGAUAGACCACGAUGCCGUCAUUCUGUUUCAACAGGCUCCGGCGGCGAUCUCAGAGCCGGUGGCGAUUACCCUCAAGCCGGACGACGAGUGCAGACAGGAAGGAUUGAAGCGGAAGAAUGUCUCGGACGAAGGUCUCCCGCCCGCAAAACGAGUCAACCAGGAUCCAAGCAUCACCUCUGACAGAUCCGAUAGAUCUGACGGCUCAGUUGAUGAGAGCCACUCGACCAGUUCAGUACCAAUCGAGGUUCCAAACGCGGGUGCUUCGAUCAGCGCCGUCGGGACGGGGACAGAACCCGAAAAUUUCGAAACGCACCGGAGCAGAUGUGAACUGAAUCCUCAAAUGACCGAGGACGAACUUCAGGCGGCCAACUAUGCGUCCGAAUGCCUCGGCGAUGGUCGUCGGCGGUAUGUGACAUCUUUCAUGAUCACAGACCUCAAAGUGUCUCUAUGGUACUACGACCGGAUUGGAGUGAUCAAGAGCGAAGAGUUCGACCUGGUGGAGAAUCCGAGGCUUUUCAUUCUCGCCAUUGCCGCGGUCACGACGUGCGACAUGAAGCAUUUUGGGUUCGAGCCCAUGAUCCACCCGCCUUCUACCAUCCCUCCUCCAAUGCGCCUAGAACAUCCCAUCCGACGCGAACCUCCCCGCAACAUCAGCGGCUGGGAGAUCCAUAUUGACGAAGGGGUUGACUCGGAGGGCAAAAUGGUCCUUGGCAUUGUCCGUUUGAAGAUCACCGGAGCUCCGAUCUACGUCCAAGCAGGGAUCGUAGGCCGGGGAACGUCAGUGCUACCUGUAUCUGCGUUCGCCGACAGUGGGCUGGCGGCCGUCAAGUCCUCGCAGAAGCUUGUGGUCAAGUUCAGCUGGCCGGCUGCGACGCGUGUUCCCGAGGACGUGCUGAUACGACGGAUACGGAAGGCGAUUGGAUCGAAGGAGGCGCGGCAUGUGAGUCGGAUGCGGAUGUCGACGACACUGGAGGGCUUGCGAUUGGGCCUGCCUCGGAUAGAGGAAUCGAUUCAGUCACUGCCGGGCGACGUUGAGACUCGGGUUCUCCGCGUUCUGGUGUGCGAUCGCUAUCAGCACCUGAAGAAAUUGACGAAAAUCUCAGAUUUUCAGUCAGUCUUCAUCGAUCUUGUCAGAGCCCAUCGCGUUGUUUACAAGAGAGCGGGUAUCCUCCACCGUGACCUGAGCAUCAACAACGUGAUGUUCGGAAUGAGAUCUGGAAAGCCGUAUGGGAUCCUCAUCGACUGGGACCUCGCAAUUGACAUGAACCCGAGAGAAGAUGACGGAGACGGUCCGUCUUCUCGUUACCGGACAGGGACAGGACCGUUCAUGGCCAUUGAUCUUUUGAAGCCGAAGAUGGGACCUCCUCAUUAUUACCGUCACGACCUCGAGUCGUUCUUCUACAUCCUGUUGUGGUCAGCGUGCACUUUUCUUUUCAACGGAGCAGAAGUGAAGAAGCAGCAUAAACUCGUGGAACCUUGGUCGGUGGCGGAUUGGGGCGAUAUCCGAGACAAGAAAGCGGCCUUUUUCACCCGAGCCGGCGGUGGUUUUGAAGACUUGGAUGACGCCGUUAAUGGACCUUUCAAGCCUCUCAUUGACUCUUGGAUCCGACCUCUAGGACGAAUGAUUGCAACAGCGCGUUCAACGUCAGAGCUUGCUCAGUUGAACAAUAGUCCGUUCGACCCCGAGACCUGGGGUGGCCUCAUGACUUACCGAAAAUUCUUGGGAACCCUCGGUGUAGACUUCAAGAACGCACCGCACAGUUUGGAUACGGAUUUGCUGGACUGAAGUCACGUUUAUUCAUCACAUUACCUUUGUAGCUCUAUCGAGGAUCGCUGAUUCAUUCUUCGAAGGUUAUCUUUUGUAUCUAUCAUGUUAUUUGCAUUGUUCUUUGUACAGAUACACAAUGGGCGAUGCACUGCUUGAGCAAUCGAUCAUCUGUCGAUGAUGCGUAGCUCUCAGUCGCUCGACGUCCACGGCAAGGCGCUACGAAUUUCGAAGAUCAUCAAAUUCGCAGCAGAACAGGCACCAGACCAACGUUCAUACUUCUUACUCUACCGGGACCAGAAGAUAAGCAUCCAUCAUCCAUGUGUCAUAUUAGAGAGUUUGUAGAGCUUGUCCGAAUAAGAAUAGAUACGGCAAGGGAGACAAUUAUGCCGAUCGAAGCG
This is a messenger RNA of Heterobasidion irregulare TC 32-1, 2732 nucleotides long. RefSeq lists its product as uncharacterized. The transcript is spliced from 2 exons. The record is from RefSeq and is a predicted model, not a curated record. Gene Ontology annotation, biological process: protein phosphorylation. Bases 1 to 2352 code for a protein of 783 amino acids. Gene Ontology annotation, molecular function: ATP binding; protein kinase activity. Lineage: Eukaryota; Fungi; Basidiomycota; Agaricomycetes; Russulales; Bondarzewiaceae.